UGAGAAUAUUUAGCAAUAUAAAAUAUAAUUUCAACUUGAAACGUUCCUACUUCCAAAAUAUUUCUAUUAGACACAUAUUUUUCUCACGGACAAUUCGGGUAUUUAAUGAAGUUGACAAUGUGGAACAUUUCAUUCUCAAAUACUCCUCCACCCGAACCAGUCAUUUUGACACGAUAAAAAUCAUCUCUCUCAUCUCAAUCUGUCCCCCGAGUACAAUUUAAGAUUUUCUAAAAUGAUCGAAUAUUGGUGGCACAUUGCCCUACUUGCCAUUGUUUUUUGGGCAGCAAAAGUUUGCAUUUAUCGCACCCAAACAAAACUUCUUGUCGUAAAUGGCGCAAAUCAAGACGAAGAAGACGCCAACAAGGUGAUCAUCCCAUCCACUAAUGUAUCUACUGAGGAAACGGUAUUCGAUCUCAAAAAACCCGAUAAGCGAAUCCCCGUCUCCGUCAACUUCCAUUUCACACGAAAGUGCAACUAUGAGUGCGGGUUCUGUUUUCAUACGGCAAAAACUUCACACAUAACUCCACUCGAGGAUGCAAAGAGAGGUCUGAAAAAGAUGGCAGAUCUCGGCAUGAAAAAACUCAAUUUGUCUGGAGGAGAACCCUUCCUCUAUUGGAAAUAUGUCGGAGAAAUCUGUAAAUAUUGCAAAGACGUCUUAAAACUGGAAUCCGUCUCCAUCGUCUCGAACGGGAGUUUAAUCAAGGAACGAUUCUUCAAACUGUACGGCCAGUACUUGGACAUUCUCGCCAUUUCCGUCGACUCUUUCGACGAGGAAACCAACAUCAAGAUCGGUCGGGGAACUGGUCAACACACUGCCAAACUGCUCACAAUCUCAGAUUGGUGCUCCUCCCACAAUGUAAAGUUCAAGCUUAACACGGUCGUAAACCGGUACAAUCAUGCCGAAGAUUUCGGACAAAUAAUCUCAUCUCUCAACCCAACUCGAUGGAAAUGCUUUCAAGUUUUAUCCGUUGAUACGGAAAACACGGGACAUAAUUCACUCCGAAAUUGCGCAGAGUUUCUAAUCUCGGAUGAAGAAUUUGAAAAUUUCUGCACCCGACACGCCCACCUGUCCUGUUUCGUUCCAGAGUCAAACUUUAUGAUGAAAUCGUCCUAUAUAAUUCUCGACGAGAAAAUGCGCUUUCUUAACAAGGGGGACGUUUACAAGGAGUCUGAAUCAAUUUUGGAUGUUGAUGUGGAACAAGCGCUAAUUGAGACGGAUUGGGAGCCGGACGUCUUCGUCAAACGGGGAGGUGUUUAUGAUUGGACGGUGGAUAAGCCUGCUUGUGGGGAUGAUCCUGCUCUUCAGUGGUGACUGAUUUUGUGGCACUUUAAAUUGUAUGAUUACUAUUAACAUUAUACGCUUAUGUUGAAAUCUUAAGUAGAAUAUGCAAUAUUUUAGAAUAUUUUCAAUAUAGAAUAUUUUCAUUACAUAUUUAACCUUGAGAUUUGCAUAUCGAGUCAACUAUUUAUUAAAAAAACAGAGCUUAUCAAUUAUAACUUUUCGCUUAUCCCAAGGUUAAAUUGUACUAUUUCUUGUCACAAUGUAAUUGAGUUCCUAGCAUUUCAUGGAUAAGUUAAUUGUGGAGGGCAAGAAUAUUUAGUUGCAUAGUGCGGAUCCCUAAAUUGUGCAAACAUAUUUUCCAUUCAUAUUUUGUUCUUAAUUUUUUGCAAGCAUUAUUAUUAGCUUUAUUACAACUUUUUUUCCAUAUUCUUCCGUUCAUAUGUACUUACCAAGUUACCACCACCUUACACAUGUUCAAACAAAAACAUGUAUCGUGAAAGAGUUGCCUAAAUAAAUAAAGAAAACUUA
Molecule: messenger RNA, 1810 nt
Organism: Folsomia candida
Lineage: Eukaryota; Metazoa; Arthropoda; Collembola; Entomobryomorpha; Isotomidae
Product: radical S-adenosyl methionine domain-containing protein 2
Exons: 3
Coding region: 233-1312 (359 amino acids)
Molecular function (GO): 4 iron, 4 sulfur cluster binding; catalytic activity
Source: RefSeq, a predicted model, not a curated record